Raphanus sativus (radish) is the source of this 1436-nucleotide messenger RNA. Its product is annotated as NAC domain-containing protein 89. Gene Ontology annotation, molecular function: DNA binding. NCBI's taxonomy places the organism in Eukaryota, Viridiplantae, Streptophyta, Magnoliopsida, Brassicales, Brassicaceae. The coding region runs from base 135 to 1289 and encodes 384 amino acids. The transcript has 5 exons. The record is from RefSeq and is a predicted model, not a curated record. Gene Ontology annotation, biological process: regulation of DNA-templated transcription.
CAGUGGACAGAUCGUUAGUCAUGGGUGAAUAUUUCGGAUUACAAUUUGAUGUGUUUUUAUUUCGAAUUAUUAUUAUGUUUUUUAAUAGUUCUUUUUCAACUUAGUUAUUUAUAACUCUUUCCUUCACUCAUCCUAUGCACCUCCUUAAUUUUUUAAGAAGAGCGAAUCAGGCGAAUCAGACAAGGAUGGAGGUUUCAUCACGUAUCUCGGUAGCGAAUGUUUGGUACGUGCGGGCUUUCAUGGAGGCAGUGGCGGUGGGAGUUUCUAAGGAUAUGGCAGCAUCAGUGGAAGCGUCGACGGUGUUUCCCGGGUUCAAGUUCUCGCCUACGGACGUGGAGCUGAUCUCGUAUUACCUGAAGCGGAAGAUGGACGGCUUGGAGAGGUCCGUAGAGGUUAUACCAGAAACCGAUAUCUACAAUUUCGAGCCUUGGGAUUUGCCCGAUAAGUCGAUUGUUAAAUCUGAUACCGAGUGGUUCUUCUUUUGUUCCCGUGGCAAGAAGUAUCCACAUGGUUCACAAAACAGGAGAACAACCAAGAUGGGAUACUGGAAAGUCACUGGGAAAGAACGUGAUGUCAAGUCUUCUUCUCAAGUGAUUGGGACAAAGAGGACGCUUGUGUUCCAUAUUGGUCGUGCACCAAAAGGCCAAAGAACAGAGUGGCUUAUGCACGAGUACUGCAUGAAAGGAGGAGUAUUUAUGGUACACUAUUCUAAGGACGAUGCUUUGGUUGUUUGCCGGCUUAGGAGGAACAGAGAGUUUCGUACUUAUACAAGUCAAAAGGCACCACUAGAGCCAGAUUUAGCAGCCGAUAUGCACAUGAUCUUGCAAAAUGGUGACGCUAAUUCAGGGAGCCCGUCUGAUUGGGAAAGCAUGGUUGAUUUUUACCUUGCAGGUGAAUCAUGGGACAACCAUGUCACUGAAACACCAGAAAAUCUACAGGUGGAAGCUGAAGAGGAUUUCUAUGGGGAUAUCCUUAGGGACGAUAUCAUCAAUCUUGAUGAAGUGGUGAUGAUGCGGAAGGCACCAAACGAAGUGCCAACACUUGAAUCAGCAUCAAUGGCGAUAAGAAUACUUCCUUUACCAAACAUGAUAGACAGACAGAUGGCUUCAUUUUUAGAGCAAAGACUAUCACAAGAGAAUAAAAGAAAAGGGAGCAGCGGCACUGAACCACUGUCGAGUUGUUUUAUUGGUUUAUACUCGAUCAAAACAGUGAACCGAGCAAGAUGGGACGUUAUUAUAGGAGUAGUUGUUCUCACUGUAAUGCUGUUUUUUUCUACAGUAACGCAAUGAAAGUAGUUUUAAGAAGCAAUCGUGCUUUCUUGAACCAAACCGAUGUUGUUAACUGAACUCAAUAUUGGUCACGCUUUAAAAAAGUUGUUUUCAUAAAUGGACGGGGGUAUAAUUUAGUCAAAUCACACCUCACUCCGUAACAUAUUG